AUGCAAGUUGUAGAUCUCAGGGGCUCCAAUCUUACUGAGGUGAUGGAUGCAAAAGGCCAAAAAUUACUAGCAAUUUUUCCAGCAAAAUUUCAGAAAAGCAUGUGGAUUAAACGAGGGAACUUUGUUGUGGCUGAUGAAAGUGGGAGAGAAGAGGCAGCUGAGUCUGGCAGAAAAAUUGGGUGCAUCAUUACGCAAGUACUCUACCAUGAACAAGUUCGUCUGCUUCAAAAAUCUCCAAACUGGCCAGAAACGUUCAAAUCCACACCCCUAGCUAACUCAGAGCAAGAUUCGCAAUCACAUACAGCCGAAAAAGAUGAUUCAGAAAGUUCGACUGAUGAUGAUGGACUCCCACCAUUGGAAGCCAAUACAAACAGAUUAAAUCCUCUUCAGACGCAGUUGGAUACUGAUUCUGAAUCGGAUUCAGACAAUUCUUAA
Fraxinus pennsylvanica is the source of this 435-nucleotide messenger RNA. NCBI's taxonomy places the organism in Eukaryota, Viridiplantae, Streptophyta, Magnoliopsida, Lamiales, Oleaceae. The record is from the annotation of a GenBank genome assembly.